Paraphaeosphaeria sporulosa is the source of this 868-nucleotide messenger RNA. RefSeq lists its product as uncharacterized. Gene Ontology annotation, molecular function: acyltransferase activity, transferring groups other than amino-acyl groups. Lineage: Eukaryota; Fungi; Ascomycota; Dothideomycetes; Pleosporales; Didymosphaeriaceae. The coding region runs from base 187 to 867 and encodes 226 amino acids. The transcript has a single exon. The record is from RefSeq and is a predicted model, not a curated record.
UCGAUACGUUGAAACCAGACACAGUGUCGUCUUCGCCAUCACCUAAUCACACAAUUCUUCGUAGCAUUCCCAACUCGCCUUCACCAUUCCCAACUCGCCUUCACCAUUCCCAACUCGCCUUCACCAUUCCCAACUCGCCUUCACCAUUCCACCGUCCCUGAAGUCUCUUUCUCUCCCACCCCAAACAUGCCGCUCAUCCUCUGCCCCCUGACCACCGCCGACACCCUCUCCUGGACCCGCAUCCGCACCAUCGCCUACCACGGCCCCCUCCACACCCUGACCCACACGCAGCCUCUCUCCAAAUCCUCGAUCCUUGCUCUAGCGCACGCCCGAAAGACCGAAAUCGGCAAGCCAAAUGCCUGGCACUGGAAAGUCGUCGACACGGAACUCUCACCCGGCGAGGACGACCCUAUCGACAACAGGGGUCGUACGAUCGCAAUCGCCAUAUGGAGCGCGCACAAUGUAGCUGGACCGAACGACACGUCAAAAUCCAGUGGCGAAGAAAAAGACGCCUCCUUUGUCCCACCAGAACUCCGCCCCGACGUGCUCACCGCGGUGCUCACCCCGCUGCGUGCGGCGCAGGAUGAGAUCAUGGGAGUCUCGACUCCUUACUUAAAGCUGGACAGUCUAGCGACGCAUCCAGAGCACCAUCAACGGGGUGCGGGCAAGAUGUUGCUGGACUGGGGCGUUGAGAAGGCGGAUGCGGAGGACUGGAAGACGUACUUGGAUGCGACGCCUGUAGGGCUCAAAAGCUAUGAGCGAGUUGGGUUCAAGAUUGUGAGGGAGGUGAGGUUUGAUCGGGGCGCAUGGGGUGGUGAAGGGGAAGAUUGGUGGGGGUGUAUGGUUAGGGAGGUUGGUAGGAGUUAAG